This is a messenger RNA of Coffea eugenioides, 807 nucleotides long. Its product is annotated as FBD-associated F-box protein At5g22730-like. The transcript has a single exon. NCBI's taxonomy places the organism in Eukaryota, Viridiplantae, Streptophyta, Magnoliopsida, Gentianales, Rubiaceae. The record is from RefSeq and is a predicted model, not a curated record. Bases 1 to 807 code for a protein of 268 amino acids.
AUGAACCUAACAAUUUUCACUCUCAAGAGGCUCGUAAAUUUGAAGCUUCGUGGCUCUGUCAUAAAUGCCCAAGAGUUAGUUUCUUUACCAAAUCUCAGAACCCUGCGCUUGAUGUGGGUGGUAUUCCCUGGUGGUGAUAAUGCCAUAUCAAAGAUUUUCAGGGGCUGUACAUCACUUGUCGGUUUGCUUUUUGGUGAUUGCUUGCCGGAAGAAAUUCAAGUUCUUGAUCUUUCCAUCACUUCCCUCAGCAGAUUGACACUGAUUUAUUCUGGCGUCAACAAAAUUCUCAUUGAUAGCCCAAAUCUUGAAUAUUUGAGGAUAGGUACUAAUGAUACUUAUUUAUAUGUGCUGAAAAACUUGGAGUCGUUAGACAGGGCAAAGGUGUAUGUUGAAUCUAUGCGAAGCUUCUCUCCGAUAAUUGAUGGAUUGUACAGUGUUAAGUUUCUAGAUCUGACUGCACAAUCCUUUAAGGUAACUAUUAUAAAGUUCAAGACUCCUUGUCACGAUAUGCAAUCCCUUUGCUUAUGGUGUGAGACUGAUAAAGAUGAUCCUUGUGGCAUUGUGUCGGAUUUGUUUGAGAUUAAACCUUUUUGUUUGGCUCAGAAGUCAAGGAAAGUAGAAAUUGUUGAUUUCUCUGGCUCUGAACUUCAGUUCACUGUGGUGGAUUAUCUGCUGCAGCACGGAGUUUUACAAGAAUUAAUGAAUUUUAGGUCUUCAGACAGUAAAGAGUCUACUCAAGACUGGCCAUUGUCCAGAUUGAGGAGCUUAGUAACGUUUCCAAGAUGCUCAAAGACCUGGCAAGAUUGA